Messenger RNA from Nyctereutes procyonoides (raccoon dog), 4172 nucleotides. It is a transcript of the gene POFUT4, whose product is annotated as fucosyltransferase 11. The transcript is spliced from 3 exons. The coding region runs from base 73 to 1554 and encodes 493 amino acids. Gene Ontology annotation, molecular function: alpha-(1->3)-fucosyltransferase activity. NCBI's taxonomy places the organism in Eukaryota, Metazoa, Chordata, Mammalia, Carnivora, Canidae. Gene Ontology annotation, cellular component: Golgi membrane. The record is from RefSeq and is a predicted model, not a curated record.
GCCGCUCACCGCAGGGCGGGAUCUGGUGCCGCCGGGAGGAGUUAGGGGGUGGUGGGGCAGCUGCCAGCGGCCAUGGCGGCAGGCCGCGGCUGGGCUGUGCUUGCCGUCCUCGGGGCGCUGAGUGCUUGUGCGGUCAGCGGCCCUGGGCCUGAGGCCGAGGGGGACACCGGCGGGGAGGCGGCCUGGACGGAGCCGUGGGAUGGUGCGGUUUUCCGGCCGCCCUCAGCGCUGGGCGCGGUGGGGGUGGCGCGCAGCCCCGGGGCCCCGCGGCCCGGGGGGGAGGAGGCGGUGGGCCUGCCGGUGCUGCUGUGGUGGAGCCCGGGGCUGUUUCCCCACUUCCCCGGCGACUCGGAGCGCAUCGAGUGCGCGCGCGGGGCGUGCGUGGCGUCCCGGGACCGACGGGCGCGGGGGCACCCGCGGACGCGCGCGCUGCUCUUCUAUGGCACCGACUUUCGCGCGUCUGAGGCGCCGCUGCCGCGCCUGGCCCAUCAGAGCUGGGCGCUCCUGCACGAGGAGUCGCCCCUCAACAACUUCCUGCUGAGCCACGGUCCGGGCAUCCGCCUUUUCAAUCUCACUGCCACCUUCAGCCGCCAUUCGGACUACCCGCUGCCGCUGCAGUGGCUGCCCGGGGCCGCCUACCUGCGCCGCGCGGCGCCUCCGCUAGAGGAGCGCGCCGAGUGGCGGCUCCGGGGCUACGCGCCGCUGCUCUACCUGCAGUCCCACUGCGACGUGCCUGCGGACCGGGACCGCUACGUGCGGGAGCUGAUGCGCUACAUCCCGGUGGACUCCUAUGGGAAAUGCCUGCAAAACCGGGAGCUGCCCACUCCGCGGUUACAGGACACAGCCACAGCCACCACCGAGGAUCCAGAGCUCUUGGCCUUCUUGUCUCGCUAUAAGUUCCACUUGGCCCUCGAAAAUGCCAUCUGUGAUGACUACAUGACCGAGAAACUGUGGCGCCCCAUGCAUCUCGGGGCUGUGCCUGUGUAUCGCGGCUCUCCUUCAGUGAGGGACUGGAUGCCCGACAAUCACUCCAUCAUCCUCAUCGAUGACUUUGAGUCCCCGCAGAAGCUGGCAGAAUUUAUUGACUUUCUGGACAAGAAUGACGAAGAAUACAUGAAAUACCUGGCAUAUAAGCAACCUGGGGGCAUCACCAACCAGUUCCUCCUGGAUAGUCUGGAGCACCGGGAGUGGGGGGUGAAUGAUCCUAUGUUGCCUAACUACCUCAAUGGCUUCGAGUGUUUCGUUUGUGAUCAUGAACUGGCUCGUCUGGAGGCCGAGAAAGCCCACGCAGCCUCUCCCGGGGACAUCCCUGGCCCUGAACCUCACAUUGCCCAGCCCUCACACAUGGACUGUCCAGUGCCCACACCUGGCUUUGGCAGUGUGGAAGAGAUUCCUGAGAAUGACAGCUGGAAGGAGAUGUGGCUGCAAGAUUAUUGGCAAGGUCUGGACCAGGGGGAAGCUCUCACUGCCAUGAUCCACAACAAUGAGACAAAGCAGAUGAAAUUUUGGGAUUACCUACAUGAGAUCUUCAUGAAAAGGAACCAAAAUCUCUAAUUACCCUUGCAAGAGCCUUUAACUUGGUAGAGCUAAGGAGAUGGAAGUCCUUAUUCUACUAUGGGACAUAAGGGGCAUCUGCUGCACAACCCUUAAUGAACACUGUCUUAUAAUGAGUUCAAGGAAUUCCAGUUAUAUCCACUGAUAUUUUAGCCUAGUGAUGUGUAUCCAGUGUCUCAGCUUGUGGUAAUAAGGCCUCCAGUUCUUGGAUUAGUGGGAAGCAAAAGCCUGAAACACCCACUCAUUUCAAAGUGCUGAUUGAACAGAAUUUUAAAGGAACAACAUCUUUCUCUAGCCAUUUCAUCCUCUCAACUGUGAUUGGAACAACACCUUGGCACUUGGCUAAGAAUGAGGUAAGAUGGGUCAGGUUUAGGGUCUUAAAACUUUGAUGCUGUUCCUUAAACUCUUCAUUAUUUAGUACUUUUUCCUAAAUCUUUUCCUCAUCUCCUACUUUAUAUACUGUUAUCUGGGUGGUACAGCCAAAUUCCUGGUGGGUUGUAUUCUGGUUCUUUGGAAUUGUAUUUUUUUAUGUCAUUUACUUGCCUUUGAUGUCAAACUUGUUUAAUUUAAAUGGAUUUUUCUUUCCUGCUUUUCCACAGUAUCUAAUGAAGAUGCAAUGACCUUGCCACCAUCCCUACAUUCAUUCUCCCCUGCAUUAAACUGGCUAUAGAUUUGACAGCUUUUUUUACUGCUAUUUUGUUUGUUUUUAGAGCAUAUCUGGAAUUCAUUCUCGACUCAUGCACAGAAAGAUUCAAUGGCUAAUAUAUGCCAUGUCAUUUUAAUGAAUUGUCUUGCUCUAUUUUAGGUUAGAGAUUAAGACUGGAAAUGAUGACAGAAAAAAGUCUCUUUGAUGAUUUUUAAUGAUUUUGAAGUGUUAAAAUAGACCAGUGCAAAUCAAACUGCAGAUUUUAUAAGUCUUAGGUUUUUUUCUGUCUGCCUGAUGAACUCGUCCCUCUAUUUUAUUAUUAUUAUUUUUUUAUUUUAAAAACUUCACGUUCUUUUUACUCGCAAGUCCAAUUGAAUCUUUUUUUUUUUAAUUUUUAUUUAUUUAUGAUAGUCACAGAGAGAGAGAGAGAGAGAGAGAGAGAGGCAGAGACACAGGCUGAGGGAGAAGCAGGCUCCAUGCACCGGGAGCCCGAUGUGGGAUUUGAUCCCGGGUCUCCAGGAUCGCGCCCUGGGCCAAAGGCAGGCGCCAAACCGCUGUGCCACCCAGGGAUCCCUAUUUUAUUAUUUUUAUAUGCUACAAAAGUCCCAUUUUCCCCAGAGUCAUGAAAAUUAUGUUGGAAAAAACAGCCCAGCAGUAUAGUUGUAGUAAGUAUCUCAUAUUAUGUAGCAUUUUUCAUUUUAUGUGGGAUGAAUACUCCGACUUCAUUCAUUCUGUUACUGAUACACUUCUGUAUAACUUUGUAAUACUUAUCGAGGCUACAUUUUGAUGGAACCCAUCUCCUCUUCCUAAGCGCGAGGAGAUGAGAGGUGAGGCAAAAUAGCCAGAAGUGGCUGGCUAAAUAAAAAGCUGUGAGGCAGAUUUGAGGGUAUAGCUUCAGCCUUUUAUUGCUGUGGUUUGAAAAUAAAGCUUAAUGGGCAGGGGGACCAUUAGCUUUUUCUGGGCCGGUGGAAAAAGAAUACUUUGGAUCUUAACACUACUCUGGUUGUAAUGUACUAUUAAUGCAUUAAUUAGCACUAGAGAAGUUUCAUCUGCCUAUCAGUUUAUCUGUUUGUAAAUUAAUGUGUAUACGUACCUUUAUAUACACACGCAUACUAAUUUACAACCAGAUGUGUGUGUAUGUGUUAGAUGCUUUUCAAUGAGGGUCUCAUCCUUAGUAUCCUGACAUCUAAGGAUGUGGCCAAGGAGAACAAUUUGGGCUGGAUUUCACUGCCAGGGUGGUUCUUUUUCCAUUGUAUUUUUUAGUAAAACAACAGCAUAGAAAGUUUGCUUAACCUGUUUGGCUUGUGCAGAAAAGAACAAGAGGGGAAGACAGACCUUCAAACACAUUUAUACUAAAAUUGGGUAUCGUAAGGACCCACAGAAGAAGUCAUAUUCAGGGACUCUGAUUUCUAAACUUGCAAUCUAUUUAAAUGCAGGUGCUGAUUUAUAAUGCAAAAUAUACUGUUCAAGUGCAAACUUAGGAAUCAGGUUUCAAUAUGUGCAAUAAAAAGGAUAAGUGCAAUUUGUAAAAUCAUCCUUCCCUAAUUGCACCAGUUCACACUGGCAUUCCUUUAGCACUUUUAUGUACAAAGUGGGCCAAUUGUUUAAGAAUGCUUGUGGGCUGGAGACUCAUGCCUGCUUUCUGGAUAGUGCUUCCCAGACUUUCUCCUUUAAUCCUAUCACCAUAAAAGUAUUCAUAAAAGAGCAGAGUAAACCAGGUGCUACAUUUCCACCAGAAUCAGUAUCAGGAGAGAGCAAAUAAUGUGCAUUUUCUCUCGUUUGGGCCCAGCUUGCUCUGUCAACAGCAAAAGGUUUAGCUUUAUUGGUGGUAGAAGUGUCUGGUUAAGAAUCUGUUUUAUUUGUGCUGCUGGAGUGGUGGUGGAGCAUGGGACUGAUGCCUUUAUUACUCCAUAUGUUGCAAUUUUCUAUUAUCUCAGGUUUCAUUUUGUAUAAUAAAUGACUUCUUUUUAAA